UGAUGCUCCUCGGCACCGUGAGCGCAGCGUCCACCGUGUGACCGGGAACCAUGGCUCUCCUGGUCGUCCCGCUGCUCCUGCACGCGGGGCUCGUGCUGGGAUCGAACUACGGCUACGUGGAGUGGUCGGACAGUGACCGGGAAGACAAGCACCCGCCGGUCCUCAGCACCCACAGCGUCCACCGGGAGCCGCCCCACCACCCGACGCCCCCCGCGCCGUCCACCGAGCGCACGGUGGUGGCGCACAAGAUCGAGGAGGACCUGCCGAGAGUGGUGACCGCUUUCCUGCACACCGGGGACUCCUCGGCGCUGAGGCAGGUCAACUGCUCCCGGAGGUACGAGCUGAGCAGCCUGCGCGGCGGCCUGCACGUCGCCUCGCACUACUCCCUGCACAGCGUCCUGGACACCGUGGCGCACGCCACCAACUUCCUCAACAUGAUCCUGCAGGCCAACAGGUCCCGGGAGCAGACCCUCCGCAGGGACAUGCACUGGUACCACGCGCUGGUCCAGAGCAUCCUCGAGGGGGACCCCAAAAUCCACAGGGCGGUGGUGAGCCUGCACACGGACGCGCGGACGCCGGGGCCGCACGUCUUCCUCCAGGCGACCAGGACCGAGAGGGAGGUGGUGCUGCAGGACCUGUCCGGCUCCGCGCACCGCCUCCUGCAGGGCAGGACUCCGGAGGCGGACUGGUUCAACGACUUCAGGGACGGCAGGAGACCUCACGCGCACAGGAGCGGCCAGGAUGUACGAGGAUCCACGGGUGGAGGUUACCUUCUGGACAAAAACCAGAUCAAGUGGUCUGCGCCCUACCUGGAGUGCGAGCACGGGGCGUUUGUGCCGCACUGGCUGCUCACUCUGUCCGCGGGGUUCUACGGACUGAAGAGCGACUCCGCACCGGAGUUCAGGGGCGUCGUUCGGGUGGACGUGAACCUGCAGGAUGUCGACAUCGAUCAGUGCUCCAGCAGCGGCUGGUUCGCCGGGACUCAUCGCUGUAAUCUCACCAGUAUGGAGUGCACGCCCAUCGUCGGUCACGGAUUUGUUUUGGACAAGUACAAGUGCCAGUGCCGGAGCGGCUUCUUCCAUCCCAGCCGAGUGGCGCUCAAUGGAUUUAAAAGUAAGGAGCAAGGCUCUCACAGGGACGAGACGUCCGACGCGUCCAGCAAGUGUCUGCCGUGCCGGGAGGGCUGCCCGUUCUGCCGGGACGACACGCCCUGCCUGGCGCGGCGGGACGGCGCCCUGCGGCUGGCCGUCGCCUCCUUCCAGGGCCUGUGCAUGGUGCUGGACCUGGCCGGCAUGCUGGCGGUGUACCGGCUCAGGAGGAACAAGAGCAUCCGGACGUCGGGGCUGGUCCUGCUGGAAGCCAUCCUGUUCGGGGCGUUGCUCCUCUACUUCCCAGUGAUGAUCUUGUACUUCAGCCCCAGCGUGUUCCGAUGCGUCCUCCUGAGGUGGGUUCGCCUCCUGGGCUUCGCCGUCCUGUACGGGACUGUCCUGCUCAAGCUCUACAGGGUCCUGAAGGUGUUCCUGUCCCGCUCGGCCCAGAGGACCCCCUACAUGACCAGCUGGCGGGUCCUGCGGCUGCUGGCCGUCAUCGUGGUGGUGGUGCUGUGGUUCCUGGUGGCCUGGACCUCGGCCGUGUGCCAGAACCCGGAGCCGAGCCGGGGACUGAUCGCGGCGGGGCUCACGCCGGAGGGGCUGCAGUUCAGCAUGUGUCUGCUGGACCGCUGGGACUACAUGACGGCCGUCGCUGAGUUCCUGUUCCUGCUGUGGGGCGUCUACCUGUGCCACGCCGUCCGGAGCAUUCCCUCCGCCUUCCACGAGCCGCGCUACAUGGCCGUGGCCGUCUACAACGAGCUGCUCAUAUCCGCCGUCUUCCACAUCAUCAGGUUCUCCCUGGUUCCCGGUCUUCACCCGGACUGGAUGCUCAUGCUGUUCUUCGCUCACACUCACCUGACGGUGACAGUGACUCUGGGCCUGCUGCUCCUUCCCAAGUUCCUGUCUAAAGGCACCCAGGCCAGAGACGAUAUCGCCACCGAGGCGUACGAGGAGGAGCUGGACAUGGGGAGAUCCGGCUCUUACCUCAACAACAGCAUCACGUCGGCUUGGAGCGAGCACAGUUUGGACCCGGAGGACAUCCGGGAUGAGCUGAAGAAGCUGUACGCCCAGCUGGAAGUCUACAAACGCAAAAAGAUGCUGGCCAACAACCCUCACCUCCAGAAGAAGCGAAACUCCAAGAAGGGCCUGGGCCGCACCCUGAUGAAGCGCAUCACCGAGAUCCCCGAGACCAUGCACAUCCACCGCCAGUGCAGCCGCGAGGACGGCAGCGAGCACGGCAGCAACCGCAGCACCUUGAGGAGGAACCCGUUCGAGCCCAGUCACCACGGGAAACCUCGAGACGACUCCCUGAAGAACAAAGUGAUGGGUUUGAAGAAGUCGCUCAGCUACGACCACGUGUGCGAUCAGGAGGAAGACGCCAGGAGCCAGACCGGCUCGGCCCCGGGAGACAAGACCCCUCCGGUCGGGAGCGUCGGGGAAGCGUCUCUUCUCGGUUCCCUCAUCGGCAGAAAACACACCAAGAAGCAUCCGGAGCCUCCGGCCGCCCCGCCCCGCCUGGAGCCGGCCGAGUCCACCGAGUCGGUGCCGCUCUUCUGGAAGUCGGCCAGCGCUCACAACCUGACGCACGAGAAGAAGCCCGUGCACCUGCGCACCUCCAUCAUGCAGAAGUCCCUCAGCGUGAUCGCCAGCGCCAAGGAGAAGAUGCCGGGUCUGACCGGCAAGACGCAGAGCGUGGAGGACGCCAGCAAGAAGGGCGCCAAGGGGCCGGAGGGCCGGAUGCUGUCGGGCGUGGACGAGACGCCCGAGCAUUUCCCCAAGAUGAUCAUCAGCCAGUCGGUGGAGUACUCCAAGACCCCCAUGAAGAUGGGCAUCAUGAAGCAGCAGGUGAGCGGCAGCCAGCCGUCGAUCUGCUCCGAGACUGGCAGGAACCUGUAUGACCUUUCCGAGGUUUGUCCCUGGGAGACGGAGGAACCUCAGACUCCCUCCGAGACCAAGACCCAGAAGCACGUCUCCAUCGCUCCCGGAGAAACCACGGCCGGAUCCCGCCGAGGAAGCAGCAGCUCUGGAGCGGCCAAGGCCGGCCGCUCCCAGCAGAGGCUGAGAGGAGGCCAGUCGCCUUCCAACAGACGCCGCGCCAAAGACAAAGCGGCGGAGAGGGAGGAGGCGAGAGAAUCACGGAAAGCUCGGCCUCCGAGGUCGCCGCUCCCUCUGAAGCCCGACGUUUGCCCCUGGGAGUUUGAGGAGCAGCCGAUGAUCUCCGUGGGAGGAGAUUCAGAUUCCAUCUCUCCAGACAGAAUCAGGCGCAAGAAAAGCGUCACGCCCACAGACGGGAAGCCCAAAGGCCUCCACUCCGACUACUCCAAGUCCACCGGCAGCCUCCUGCAGCCGCCGUCCCUCAUGGUCGAGAUCUGCCCGUGGGACUACGCCGGCCCGCCUUCGCCCAAGCAGGAGAAGACCUGCAACAGCCCGACGGCGCACAGGAAGAAGCGGAAAGGGUCGUCCUCGUCCAACCACAAGUCCGAGAAGGACAAAGGGAGGGAGAAGAGCAGGGAGAGGCGGAGCUCCUCCAGCAAGCCGCCGUCCGAGAGGCGGCGCGUCAGCCAGUCGUCGGAGUGCGGCGCGCCGGCCUCCGAGCGCCGGAGGAGCUCCGCCAGAGACCCGGAGGCGGCGGAGAACCGGAGGGCGGAGCUGUGCUCCCGGGAGGCCGAGCGCUCACAGCCCGGCUCGGCGCAGACUCGAAAAUCCCCGGAGAAGAAGAAAGACGGCUCUUUGACUCCUAGCUACAAACCCGCCGUCAUGGGCGGGGCCAAGAUGGUGGACGUCUGUCCCUGGGACUUUCAGGAGCAGGACUCCGGGGGGAGGGCGUGAUGACCACUGCGACCAUUGUCACUUUUUUUGUAUUCACCAACUGACGGCACAAAGCAAAUAAUCAGAGCACAGCACUGCAGUGGGUCAGGCGUCUCCUGGCGGUCACCUUGGCGAGAGGAGACUCUUCAUCCUGCUGCCGUUGAUGCAACCCCGAUGUAACCAAACAGCAAACAUCUCUCUGUUACAGAGCAGGCAACGCAACCUCCAAGUCACUGUAAAGGAGGUUUUUUGUCUGCACUUUCGCUUGCACAUUGUCAGAGGUACAUAGUUUGUAUGUUUUAUCACAUCAGAGGAUUAAAAAAAAA
This is a messenger RNA of Salarias fasciatus (jewelled blenny), 4225 nucleotides long. Its product is annotated as probable G-protein coupled receptor 158. The record is from RefSeq and is a predicted model, not a curated record. Bases 51 to 3920 code for a protein of 1289 amino acids. Lineage: Eukaryota; Metazoa; Chordata; Actinopteri; Blenniiformes; Blenniidae. Gene Ontology annotation, cellular component: membrane. Gene Ontology annotation, biological process: G protein-coupled receptor signaling pathway. Gene Ontology annotation, molecular function: G protein-coupled receptor activity. The transcript has 13 exons.